CGCCCCGCCCCGUGUUCCUGCGUCGCCUCUCCUCUUCCCCCGCCCCCCCCCCCCGCGUAGCGGAAGUGACGCAAGACAUAGCGGAAGUCCCUGCAGACGCGGUGUUGUGCUGUGGGGAAGGGAGACGGAUUUGUAAACCCCGGAGCGAGGUUCUACCUACCCGAGGCCGCUGCUGUGCGGAGACCCGGGGUGAAGCCACCAUCACCAUGUCUGACCAGGAGGCAAAACCUUCAACUGAGGACUUGGGCGAUAAGAAGGAAGGAGAAUACAUUAAACUCAAAGUUAUUGGACAGGAUAGCAGUGAGAUUCACUUCAAAGUGAAAAUGACAACACAUCUCAAGAAACUCAAAGAAUCAUACUGUCAAAGACAGGGAGUUCCAAUGAAUUCACUCAGGUUUCUCUUUGAAGGUCAGAGAAUUGCUGAUAAUCACACUCCAAAAGAACUGGGAAUGGAGGAAGAAGAUGUGAUUGAAGUUUAUCAGGAACAAACAGGGGGUCAUUCAACGGUUUAGAUAUUCUUUUUAUUUUAUUUACUUUUCCCUCAGUCCUUUUUUAUUUUUAAAAUUAGUUCUUUUGUAAUGUGGUGUUCAGAAUUGAAUUGAAAACUGACCCCUACCCCCUGUGUCUUUAAAACAUCUGGUAAUUUGAAUUCUAGUGCCCAUUCAUUAUUGUUUUGUUUUCAUUGUGCUGAUUUUUGGUGAUCAAACCUUAGACCCCUUCAUACUGCCCUCUCCUUUUUAAACAUUACAUGUGUGCACAGAGAGGCCACCUUUUUCAGGACUGUGCAUUUUCAGGCUUGUGAUACAUGAGGUCGACCAAUUCAAGUGUUCGUAAUGACAUUUCUAAUUGGCCCGGAAGUUCUAGCUUGUGAUUGCUUCACUCCUGGACUAUGACUUUCAGUGGGAGAUGGAGGUUUUUCGGAGAACUGAACCGUGGAAAAUGACCUUUCCUUAACUUGAAGCUACUUUUAAAAUCUGAAGGUCUGGACCAAAAGAAGAGAAAUACCAGGUUGGAGUCAAGACGACAGAUAAAGCGAGAGUAAAGACUAACUCCAAAGAUGGCUUCACUGAAGAAAAAGCAUUUUAAGAGUAAAGAAAAAUCUUGUCAGAAGAUCCCAGAAAAGUUCUAAUUUUCAUUAGCAGUUAAUAAAGUUAUUCAUGCAGAAGUGUGUACAACAGAACACUGCUCUUUUUUAUUUUAAUUUGUACUUUUUGGCCUGGGAUAUGGGUUUUAAAUGGACAUUGUCUGUACCAGCUUCAUUAAAAUAAACAAAAUAUUUGUAAAAAUCACACUAAUGUUCCAUUUUAUUUUUAAUUGUACAGAAAGAAAAAAAAGGCUGAAACAAGAUUUUCUUGCAUAAUACUGGAAAUUAUUGUUUGUACGUGGUACAAAUACAUAUUUUUUCAGUACUGUACAGUGAUGGUCAUCAUGGCUUUGAAGCACUGAAAGUUACUGAAGUGCCUUCUGAAUUAAGGAUUUAAUUAAGGCCACAAUACCUUCUUAAAUACUCAGUGUUCUGUUUUUUAAAAAUACUUGAUAUUUCUGUAUGGUGCAUAUAUAUGAUACAGUUACCUAAUCAUGUUGAAUAAAUGGGCACACCAAAAAUUCUUAAUUGGUUUAUAUUGAUAAUUUCAGUUAUUCCUUUAACAAAAUGUUUCUCUGCUUACUUAAGGUUUGAUAUAUUUUGUUUAUAUUUUCCCUUUAUUUCUUUAUAUCUUAUAUACUUAAAUUGUGUAAGAUUAAAGUACCAAAUAAGUUUCUAUUAGAGGUCUUAUCCUUUUAACUUUUUAAUGAAUCACACAAUUUAGUAUAUCUAUGCAUACACAUAAUCCAGUUUGAUGUUAUCCCAAAUAGAAUGUCAUCUGGGCAUUUGAGAAAAGCAGGUAAAACCUGUCUCUAAUGCAUUUUAUAAACUGUUAUAAAUCCAGGUCACCUCCUAAAAAUAAUUGGUUUGCCUUAUAAAUUCUUGUAUCUGACCCUAUCUGAAAAAUUAUUUGUAUUAUAUAUAGUCUAGGUAAAUUACUGCGUUUAGACCAUCACCUGGCAUUUAUUACAUUAUAUUAAACAGUGACUAGAAAUUAGGCCAGUUGUAGGAAAUCCUCAUUGAAUUGUGUAUUUCUAUCAGGCCUGAGUAACAAAGCUGAUAGACUAUUUGAGCAAUCCGGAAUGCGUGAAUAGGUGGUUUGGUGUCUUAUUUUUGUUUGCAUCUCUGAAGGCUCUCAGCAUUUAGGUGAUAGAGCUUAGCUACUGGGGAAAUAAAUUUUAUAUUUUCAAUUAAUUGGGUUCUUCCAAAUGCAUUGAAUUUUGCUGUGGUUAACUUUCAAAUGUGAUUAUCUAUCUGGUGUAGUAAUGCUGGUAAAAUAGGCCUUUCACAGCAACAGUUUAAUAGAUUAUCAGAAUUGGAAGGGACCUUGAAUAACAUUUAGUGUAGCCACUCUAUAUAGUGCUUGACUGCAACAUCCUAAAUUUGUAAAAGAAGGAAGAAAAUAAAGUCAAUAAUGGUAAUUUGCCCCACA
Molecule: messenger RNA, 2516 nt
Organism: Phyllostomus discolor (pale spear-nosed bat)
Lineage: Eukaryota; Metazoa; Chordata; Mammalia; Chiroptera; Phyllostomidae
Gene: SUMO1
Product: small ubiquitin like modifier 1
Exons: 5
Coding region: 207-512 (101 amino acids)
Biological process (GO): protein sumoylation
Cellular component (GO): PML body; nucleus
Molecular function (GO): ubiquitin-like protein ligase binding; protein tag activity
Source: RefSeq, a predicted model, not a curated record